This is a messenger RNA of Erinaceus europaeus (western European hedgehog), 5667 nucleotides long. It is a transcript of the gene RIPOR2, whose product is annotated as RHO family interacting cell polarization regulator 2. Lineage: Eukaryota; Metazoa; Chordata; Mammalia; Eulipotyphla; Erinaceidae. Bases 228 to 3512 code for a protein of 1094 amino acids. The transcript has 23 exons. The record is from RefSeq and is a predicted model, not a curated record.
UGGAGUUAAGGGAAGGAAAGGCAAGUUGCAAGAUAAAAGAAAUUAACGGAAGCCUCAGAUACAAACAAUAAAAAGAGAGAGACAGAGAGAGAAGAGGCUUUCUUUUUAUUUUUUUUUAUGCUCCCGGACUUACACUUCCGGUAUCUGUGCAAGACUUUUUUUGUUCCCUGUGCAAGACUUUUUGUUCCCCUGUCAUGAGAGAAUACUAGAUUGCUCACUUUGGGACCAUGGUGCUACCGUCACGAUUGCACUGGAUCAGAAACAGACCAUGGAGGGACAGGAUUCGAAGACGGCAGCUCAACCGACUACCAGCCAGACUCCCAGAAAUCAUGUUGGUUGGAUCCCAGUCCUUCUCACCUGGAGGGCCCAAUGGAAUCAUUAGAAGUCAAUCCUUUGCGGGGUUCAGCGGCCUUCAGGAAAGAAGAUCCAGAUGUAACUCCUUCAUUGAAAAUUCUUCUGCUAUCAAGAAACCUCAGGCCAAACUGAAGAAAAUGCAUAACUUGGGACACAAAAACAACAACCCUUCCAAAGAACCUCAGCCUAAAAGAGUGGAAGAGGUCUACCGGGCCUUGAAAAAUGGACUUGAUGAAUAUCUGGAGGUCCACCAAACGGAGUUGGACAAGUUGACAGCUCAGUUAAAAGAUAUGAGAAGAAACUCUCGCCUGGGUGUGCUGUAUGACCUUGACAAGCAAAUUAAAGCAAUUGAAAGAUACAUGAGACGCCUGGAGUUUCACAUUAGUAAGGUAGAUGAACUUUAUGAAGCUUAUUGUAUCCAAAGACGGCUACAAGACGGUGCCAGCAAAAUGAAGCAAGCCUUUGCAUCAUCUCCUGCCAGCAAGGCUGCCCGGGAGAGCCUAUCCGAGAUCAAUCGGAGCUACAAAGAGUACACAGAGAACAUGUGCACCAUUGAAGUCGAAUUGGAGAGUCUACUGGGAGAAUUCUCUAUCAAGAUGAAAGGUCUGGCUGGCUUCGCUCGGCUCUGCCCUGGGGAUCAAUACGAAAUUUUCAUGAAGUAUGGCCGGCAGAGAUGGAAACUGAAGGGCAAAAUAGAAGUGAACGGCAAACAGAGCUGGGAUGGAGAAGAGAUGGUGUUCCUGCCCCUGAUCGCUGGGUUAAUUUCCAUCAAAGUCACAGAGCUCAAAGGACUGGCAACUCACCUCCUGGUAGGCAGCGUGACCUGCGAGACCAAAGAGCUGUUUGCAGCCCGGCCACAGGUGGUAGCUGUUGACAUCAAUGACCUUGGAACCAUCAAAUUGAAUCUGGAAAUCACCUGGUAUCCAUUUGAUGUGGAAGAUAUGACUGCGUCUUCAGGCACUGGGAACAAAACAGCAGCCCUCCAGAGGAGAAUGUCCAUGUACAGCCAGGGCACUCCGGAGACACCCACCUUCAAAGAUCAUUCCUUCUUUAGAUGGUUGCACCCUUCACCAGACAAGCCAAGGCGGCUGUCUGUCUUGAGUGCCUUGCAAGACACUUUCUUUGCCAAGUUGCACCGUAGCCGUUCUUUCAGUGACCUGCCCUCCCUCAGACUGAGACCCAAGGCCGUGCUAGAGUUUUAUUCCAAUCUGCCUGAUGACAUUUUUGAAAACGGAAAGGCAACUGAGGAGAAAAUACCACUGUCUCUCAGCUUCAGUGACCUACCCAAUGGUGACUGUCCCCUCACCCCCAACUCAGCUGGUGCCUCCUCCACCAUAUGUUUGGCAAAUCCAGAAAUUACCAUCACUCCUGCAGAGUUGAACCUCAGCAGCCUGUCCUCCCAGAAUCAGGUCCUGGAUGACACCAGUUCAGCAUCUUCUAGAAACUCUUCAGGAGAAGGCCCAGAGCUGAAGCCACACCUGGAAGAAGACACAGAGGGACCAAAACCCAAGGCCCAGCGAGCAUCCACAGGCUCUGAGCACCUGUUUCUUGAAAAGAAUGUUGCAGAGGCACUGCUGCAAGAGUCAGAUGAGGCCUCUGAGCUCAAGCCUGUGGAACUGGACACUUAUGAAGGCAACAUCACAAAGCAGUUGGUGAAGAGACUAACCUCAUCAGAAGUGCCCAUAGCUACAGAGAGGCUGCUCUUUGAGGGCUCUGUCAGUGGAGAAUCUGAAGGCUGUCGGUCUUUUCUAGAUGGAAGCUUAGAGGAUGCCUUCAGUGGGCUUUUCCUUGCAUUGGAACCACAUAAAGAGCAGUAUAAAGUGUUUCAGGAUCUGAACCAAGAAGUCAUGCAUUUGGAUGAUAUUCUGAAAUGCAAGCCAGCAGUAAGCCGAAGCAGGUCUUCCAGUUUAAGUCUUACAGUUGAAAGUGCUUUAGAAAGCUUUGAUUUCCUGAACACUUCUGAUUUUGAUGAGGAAGAAGAUGGUGAUGAGGUUUGUAAUGUUGGAGGAGGUGCUGACUCAGUAUUUUCAGACACUGAGACUGAGAAAAAUAGCUAUCGGUCUGUACACCCAGAAGCCAGGGGGCAUCUCAGUGAAGCACUGACUGAAGACACAGGAGUUGGCACAAGUGUGGCCGGAAGUCCUCUCCCAUUGACCUCAGGAAACGAAAGCUUGGACAUCACCAUUGUCAGGCACCUACAGUACUGCACCCAACUUGUCCAGCAAAUUGUUUUCUCAAGCAAAACUCCAUUUGUGGCAAGAAAUCUCUUAGAGAAGCUUUCAAAGCAAACCCUAGUGAUGGAGAAACUCUCAACUCUCAGCGAUGAACACAUAGGAAACAUAGGUUCUGUCAUUGAAGCUAUACCUGAAUUUCACAAAAAGCUGUCUUUGCUGGCAUUCUGGACCAAAUGCUGCAGCCCAGUUGGUGUCUACCACAGCUCUGCUGACAGAAUGAUUAAGCAGCUAGAAGCCAGUUUUUCCAGAACUGUCAACAAAGAAUAUCCAGGACUUGCAGAGCCAGUGUUUCGAACUCUAGUGUCCCAAAUUCUGGAUCGGACUGAGCCUCUGCUUUCCACCAGCCUUUCCUCAGAAAUCAUCACUGUUUUCCAGUAUUACAAUUAUUUUACCAGCCACUGUGUGAAUGACCUAGAGAGUUACCUGAACCAGCUAGCCAAACAAGUUUCCAUGGUUCAAACUCUGCAGUCACUAAGAGAUGAAAAAUUACUACAAGCCAUGAGUGACCUUGCACCCAGCAGCCUCCCAGCCCCACGGGAAGUUCUCAGGACCCUGGCUUUGCUGUUAACUGGGGAUGACAGUGAUGUCAGUGAGUCUGUGACACUUUAUUUGGCUGCGGCCUCCAGAAACAAGAACUUCAGGGAAAAGGCCUUGCUCUAUUACUGUGAAGUACUAACAAAGACAAAUCUCCAGCUCCAAAAAGCAGCUUGCCUGGCCUUGAAAAGUCUUGAGGCUACUGAAAGCAUUAAAAUGUUGGUGACUUUGUGUCAGUCUGACACUGAAGAAAUCAGAAAUGUGGCCUCAGAAACUCUGCUGUCUCUUGGAGAAGAUGGGCGGUUGGCAUAUGAACAGUUGGACAAAUUUCCACGAGACUGUGUUAAAGUUGGAAGUCGCCAUGGAACUGAAGUUGCCACGGCUUUUUAAUUACAAGUGAACUCUGCCUACUAGCUGUCUUAAUAAAUGGCCCUUUUAAAUAAGAUGGUGCUGUGAUUUAGCUGGAAUGUUUUUAAAACUUGAAUAUUUCUGUUUAGGUUGUUUGAAAAUGUCAGCAUGUAAUAGAAAGAAUUCAAUAUCCAGUUUCACAGUUCCCAUCCAAUUUCUCCUUUGGCCAAUAGAACAGGGCUAUGGAUUAAUUCAGUAGAUUACAUCACUGAUUGUGUCUGACAAUACAUAGAGAAAAAAAACAUUAAAAGAUGUAUGGAAUUUUUAAAAAGCUAUCUUUGUACUUUUUUGGAAUUUCUUCUAUAAGCUUGAUAUAGUCAUGUGAUGUUCUUUGAUAAAUAUCAAAUGCCUUGCAGUUUUUCUUUGUUGUGUUCUCAGGGUUGAGUGGUCCCCUUAGCUAUCUAAUUUUAUCUAAAAUGUAAACCCCCCAAAAAGAAAAUAAAAAUUCUUCAAAUAAAAGUUUGCUUGUUGAAUCUAGUGCAAUUGUAAAUUGUAAGACUGAGGUCAUUGUUUUUCUUUGCCCAAACCUCUAAGUGUUUCUUUUGUUCUGGUUUGGUUUUUCCUCCAUCCUGGCAAUGCCAAGAGCAUGUUUCCAUUAUAGUGAAAGAUCACAGAUAACUAAAAGCUACCUUAUUAAGAUAUAUCCAUUUCCAUUUUUAAAAACAGACUCAGGGUUAGGGAGAUAGUAUAAUGGUUAUGCAAAAAGUCCCCAGGUUCAAUCCCCAGCACCACCAUAAGCCGCUUGUGCUGAGCAGCACUCUGAUAAAAAUAAUAUAUAUAUAUAUUAAAUUUUUAAAAAAUUUAAAACACACUCAAUGAUUAGACUUUCAAAAAAUCCAUUUUUAUAAUGCCUUUAUAAUAGAUGCAUUUUGUUGCUAAGGUAAAUCAAAACCAAAAGUCAUGCAUGGAUUGAGAAAGCUGUGGUGCUUUUAAAGAUACAAGAACCUGGAAGUUGGAAGAAUCCUAACAGAAGAGCAAUAGUACUACUCAAAGUAGUCUUUGCUUCUAUCAAAAUUACUGUAAAGUUAAGAAGAAGAAUGAAUGACCUGAGGAAUAGUUCCUGCCCCAUAGAAAUCACUUACUACUGGCCAAAUAUCAAUAGUUAAAUCCACAAUUGCAGUUAUUACUAUGAUGUAACUGUAUGAUGGUAACAAGUACACAAAAAAUUACAAAACCAUUCAGUAGUUUUUAUUAAAUGUUUUCUUCCUCUUAAGAAUAUAUAAGAUGGGAUAUGCCAAGAUGUCAAAAUAAUAUAUGUCUAUAAUUUAAACUGUGUCAUAUCAAUUGUACUCUGGAAGUGUUUAUAUAAAAUAUAAUUUAGAUAUCAUUUUAAAUAUUUACACUUUAGAAAAACUUUUAUUUCAUUUUAAAGUAAAAAAAAAUGUUUGCCAGCAUCCCUGGCAAAUAGUUCUCUGAACUGUGAAGUUAUCGUGUACUUGUAUAUUUGUAUAUUUAUAAAUAUUAUAUAAAUACAUAUAUCCUUCUCUUAAAAGGUGUAUUGUACAGUCUAUACAGUUUUUAUGUAUAUUCUAUAGUUCCCAUUAAAUGGUUGGAAUGAUUCUUUUUAUAGAAGGUCAAAUCACAAUAAUUAUAGUUUUUGUUUGGCUUGUGUCUUUUUUAUUUUUUGAAUAAUGCAUGAGUAAUCCCAUAUCUUUUGUAUUCACUCUGUAUUUUAUUUUUGGUUGAAGGGGUGCUUUCAGUUUUGUGGCAUUUGUAUUCAUCACUCUUUGAAUCACAUAAGUCAAAAUAAAAAUUAUUUUUAAUUACUAAUCUCAUGCACAGUUUUUUCACAACCUCUAAUUGGUAUUUACUACGUGUUACAUUUCAUUCUAAUGUAUUCCUACUCUUAUCUUGAAAUUUCUUUGUCUAUAACUGAAGAUAAUGACAUUUACAUGUGAGAUCUGUGGUGAUGCUAAAUGUAUUAUAAGAAAUUGUGACUCUGACUUCCUGGAGAGUAAAAAGAAGUCUGCAUUCAUUUGUAUGUGUUCUCAAACUACCACCAAUGCCAUCACAACAGAAUGCCGAAGAUUCAGUUCUGAAAGUAAAUAUUACUAAGUGACUCACUAAAUAUGAGUGUUUGUGAAACUGUUGUUCUAAAGGGAUGGAGCUACCUGACAUGAAUAAAUUGGGUUAAAAA